Molecule: messenger RNA, 9999 nt
Organism: Carassius carassius (crucian carp)
Lineage: Eukaryota; Metazoa; Chordata; Actinopteri; Cypriniformes; Cyprinidae
Product: ankyrin-2-like
Exons: 48
Biological process (GO): protein localization to T-tubule; signal transduction; regulation of cardiac muscle contraction
Cellular component (GO): T-tubule
Molecular function (GO): protein binding
Source: RefSeq, a predicted model, not a curated record
AUGGCGCAUGCUGCAGCAAGCAUCAAAAAGGCCAGAGUGGAGAUGGAACAGGCUCACGAUUUGAAAGCAUUAGAGAAAGCUUGUGAGACAAGAAGGCGCUCUCGUGAAAAAGCAGAGCGCAGGUGUAAGUCAGACAGCAACACCAGUUUCCUUCGAGCAGCAAGAGCAGGAAAUAUGGACAAGGUUCUGGAGUAUUUGAAGGGCGGAGUAGACAUCAGCACUUGUAAUCAGAAUGGCCUCAACGCAUUGCACUUGGCAGCAAAGGAAGGACACAUGGAGCUGAUCCAGGAGUUACUGGACAGGGGGUGUUCAGUUGAUUCUGCAACCAAGAAAGGAAAUACAUCUCUCCACAUCGCUUCACUAGCAGGACAAGGAGAGGUUGUAAAGAUGCUGGUCAAGAGGGGAGCAGACAUUAAUGCCCAAUCUCAGAAUGGAUUCACUCCUCUGUACAUGGCUUCUCAAGAAAACCAUUUAGAUGUUUUGCGAUAUCUUUUGGAGAAUGGUGGAAACCAGAGUACAGCAACAGAGGAUGGCUUCACGCCUCUAGCUAUUGCACUGCAACAAGGCCAUAAUCAGGUGGUGUCCAUCCUUCUAGAGAACGAUACAAAGGGCAAAGUACGUCUCCCUGCCUUGCACAUUGCAGCCCGCAAGGAUGACACCAAAUCUGCUUCCCUGCUGCUCCAAAAUGACCACAAUGCCGAUGUUCAGUCUAAGAUGAUGGUCAAUAGGACAACUGAGAAUGGGAAGAGUGGAUUCACACCCCUGCAUAUCGCUGCUCAUUAUGGAAAUGGAAAUGUCGCAACACUGCUCCUCAAUCGAGGGGCUGAUGUGGACUUCACUGCAAGGAAUCGGAUCACGCCACUACAUGUUGCAUCUAAGAGGGGAAACACUAAUAUGGUUCAUCUGCUGUUGGACAGAGGGGCUCAGAUUGACACCAAAACAAAGGAUGGCCUUACCCCUUUACACUGCGCAGCAAGAAGUGGGCAUGACACAGCAGUGGAGCUCUUAUUGGAGAGAGGAGCCCCUAUUCUGGCCAGAACCAAGAACGGUUUAUCUCCACUCCACAUGGCAGCGCAGGGUGACCAUGUGGACUGUGUCAAACACCUGCUGCAGCACAAGGCACCUGUUGAUGAUGUCACACUAGACUACUUGACAUCCCUCCAUGUUGCUGCUCACUGUGGUCACUACAGAGUUACCAAACUUCUGCUAGACAAGAGAGCCAACCCAAAUGCUCGAGCAUUGAAUGGUUUCACUCCUCUACACAUUGCCUGUAAGAAAAACAGAGUCAAAGUGAUGGAGCUCUUGAUCAAGUAUGGAGCAUUCAUUCAAGCUAUCACUGAGUCUGGUCUCACACCAAUCCAUGUGGCAGCCUUCAUGGGUCAUCUCAACAUUGUUCUUUUACUAUUGCAGAGUGGAGCUUCGCCUGAUGUUAGCAACAUACGUGGAGAGACCGCUUUGCACAUGGCUGCCCGUGCUGGACAGAUGGAAGUUGUAGGCUGUCUUCUGAGGAAUGGGGCCAUGGUGGACAAAAGAGCAAGGGAAGAUCAGACUCCACUUCACAUUGCAUCUCGUCUGGGAAAGACCAAGAUUGUCCAGCUCCUGCUACAACACAUGGCUCAUCCAGGUGCAGCAACCACUAAUGGUUACACCCCACUUCAUAUUGCUGCACGAGAGGGACAUCUGGACAUUACUUCAGUGUUGUUGGAGGCUGGUGCUUCUCACUCUUUAGCUACCAAGAAAGGGUUCACACCUUUACAUGUGGCAUCAAAAUAUGGUAGCCUGGAUGUGGCAAAACUGCUUCUACAGCGGCAGGCACCCCCUGACUUUUCUGGGAAGCAGAACGGUCUUACUGCUCUACAUGUUGCUGCUCACUAUGAUAACCAGAAGGUGGCGCUCCUGCUUUUGGACAAAGGGUCAUCUCCCCAUGCCACAGCCAAGAAUGGAUACACUCCCCUUCAUAUAGCAGCAAAAAAGAAUCAAUUGGAAAUAGCUACUACACUCCUGCAGUACGGAGCUGAGACCAACAUCCAGACCAAACAGGGUGUGAUGCCGCUCCAUCUGGCUUCCCAAGAGGGACACAGUGAGAUGGCAGCUCUGCUUCUGCAAAGAGGAUCUAAUGUCAAUGUAUCCACAAAGAAUGGAUUAACAUCCCUUCAUCUUGCUUCCGAAGAUGACAAAGUAGGUGUUGGUGAGAUUUUAGUUAAGCAUGGUGCCAACAUUGACCAACAAACCAAAUUGGGAUACACACCUCUUAUUGUUGCCUGUCACUAUGGAAAUGCUAAGAUGGUUAAUUUCCUGUUGAAGACUGGGGCAAGUGUCAAUGCUAAAACAAAGAAUGGUUACACACCUCUACACCAGGCUUCACAACAAGGCAACACACACAUCAUUAGUGUCUUACUCCAGCAUGGAGCCAAACCCAAUGCAAUCACUGUGAAUGGAAACACUGCUCUUGCCAUCGCACGUCGCCUCGGUUACAUUUCUGUGGUUGACACUCUGAGAGUACUCACAGAGGAAAUGAUCACUACAACAACGACAGUAACAGAGAAACACAAGCUAAAUGUGCCAGAGACCAUGACAGAAGUCCUUGAUGUGUCUGACGAAGAGGUUCCAAGACCGGCAGAUGAUGUGUCGGUGUCUAUGUCUGAUGAUGACUCUAUUGAUUUUGAAGGUGAUGACACCAUAACAGGUGAUGGUGGAGAAUAUUUUAGAGCAGAGGAUUUGAGAGAAUUAGGAGAUGACUCUCUACCUGAGCAGUACCUGGAUGGCUUGAACUACUUGCGCUUCAGUUUAGAAGGAAGCCAAUCAAACAGUCGCUUACAAUGUUUGGAUAGGUCCUACACAUCCACUUACCAAAGUUACUUCCCUGUAAAACAUUAUGGGAUGAUGGAGGAUAUGGUAUACAGUAACAAGGUGUCUUCUCUUGCAAGAGAAAAUGAAAAGGAUUCAUAUAGCUGGGAAAUGGAAAACUUGGACAACAUAGCACUUUCAUCAAGUCCUGCUCAUUCCGGCUGUUGUUCUCCAUGUCAUGACCAUGACAAUAGCAGUUUCUUAGUAAGCUUCAUGGUGGAUGCCCGUGGAGGUGCCAUGCGUGGAUGCCGUCACAAUGGUCUACGACUGAUCAUUCCACCAUGGAAAUGCAGUGCCCCUACUCGAGUCACCUGUAGACUGGUCAAAAGGCACCGACUGGCAACCAUGCCCCUCAUGGUAGAGGGUGACGGUCUAGCUAGCAGGCUGAUUGAGGUUGGACCCUCUGGAGCCCAUUUCCUUGGUAAGCUUCACCUCCCUACAACCCCGCCCCCUCUGAAUGAGGGUGAGAGUUUGGUUAGCCGCAUUCUGCAACUGGGCCCACCAGGGACAAAAUUUCUGGGGCCGGUGAUUGUGGAGAUCCCUCACUUUGCGGCUCUAAGAGGAAAAGAGAGGGAGCUGGUGAUCUUACGCAGUGAAACAGGAGAGAGUUGGAAAGAGCAUCAUUGUGAGUACACAGGAGAAGAGCUCAACCAGAUCCUCAACGGCAUGAAUGAGGGACUGGACCCACCAGAAGAGUUGGAGAGAAAGCGAAUCUGUCGCAUUAUCACUAGAGACUUUCCACAGUAUUUUGCUGUGGUGUCAAGAAUUAAGCAGGACAGUAAUCUCAUUGGUCCAGAAGGUGGAAUUCUGAGUAGCACAGUGGUCCCUCAAGUACAGGCUGUCUUCCCAGAGGGAGCUCUCACUAAGCGCAUCCGUGUAGGCCUGCAGGCUCAACCAAUGAGUGCUGAUGUAGUGAGGAAGAAUUUGGGUAAUAAAGCCACAUUUGGCCCUAUAGUCACUCUGGAACCGCGGAGGAGGAAAUUCCAUAAACCCAUAACCAUGACCAUCCCUGUCCUGAAGAGCUCCACUGACCCAAUCCUUGGCGGCUUUGAAGGUGGAGAUACUCCUACAUUAUGUUUGCUAUGCAGCAUCACAGGUGGGACCACUCCUGCUCAAUGGGAGGAUAUCACUGGGACUACACCAUUAACAUUCACCAAUGACUGUGUGUCUUUCACCACAAACGUGUCUGCCAGAUUCUGGCUUAUAGACUGCAGGCCGGUGCAGGAGUCGGUGAACUUCGCCACUCAGGUGUAUCGUGAGAUCAUCUGUGUACCUUACAUGGCCAAAUUCGUCAUCUUUGCCAAAACACAUGACCCUAUUGAGGCACGAUUGCGCUGUUUCUGUAUGACUGAUGAUAAAAUACACAAAACUUUGGAGCAAGAAGAGAACUUCACAGAAGUGGCACGUAGCCGAGAUGUGGAGGUAUUAGAAGGAAAACCAAUCUAUGUAGUCUGUUUUGGAAACCUGGUUCCUCUAACAAAAAGUGGCCAGCAUCAUUUUUUCAGCUUCUAUGCCUUUAAAGAGAAUCGACUGGCUCUUCUUAUCAAAAUGCGAGACAACACUCAAGAGCCUUGUGGACGUUUGUCCUUCACAAAAGAGCCAAGAUCUUACAGGACUUUGACUCAUAAUGCAAUAUGCAAUUUAAACAUCACCCUGCCAGCUUACUCAAAGGAGUCAGAUUCAGAUCAAGAACCUGAUGAGGAGACAAUCCGAAUACUUGAGAAAUAUGAUGAAGACACUGAAAAAACUGAAACAUCAUUCCUGAAAACACAAUUGAUCCGAGACUCUCCUGCUCUUGCAAGUCCAGAUUUACUCUCUGAAGUGUCAGACAUGAAACAAGAUCUUAUCAAAAUGACUGCUAUUCUGACCACUGAUUCCUCAGUUGAAACAGGUCCCAUGCAAGGGGAUUAUUUAGAUAAGAGGGUGGAGGAGGUGUCAGUAGAGCCUUUUGAGAUAAUGGAAAAAGUCAAAGAGGAUUUGGAGAAAGUUAGUGAAAUUCUGAGAAGUGGAACAUAUGACACGGAAGGUCCAUACAGGAAGGAUGAGGAGUGGGUUCUCCUAACAGAAAGUGAAAUCGAAGAGGCAAAAAUGAUGGCUGCCUUUGAAUCUCAGGAAUCACUUCUCAAGGAAGUUCGAGUAAACAGAGGAUCACAGAGAACAAAGGGUGCUAGGGACAGGCCUGGCAUAGAGACUGUUCCAAGUGCUGAAGUUAAGGAAUACUUAUUGUAUGCACCUGAAAUAUCUAGGCCUACAUCCCAAGAGCCUCCAUUACAGCAAAGGUUCACUGAGGUUGUUCUGCGCAGAGGUGGUCGGAAAAUAGUCCCUACAAUGGGAAAAGACACUAAGGCCCAUACAACAGAAGUAAAAAAGCCCAUCAGAAGAAAAGGGCCUCAAGGGCAAACAGAUGAAACCCAGUCAUUUAGAACAAAAGAAAGCAUUGCAAGUAAAAGUGCCGGGAAGUCUUCUUCAGUUGUCAAAGAUCAGAAAACAUCAGGCAUGAAAAAACAGACUUCCUCACCCCAGAAACAGUCUCCUUCUAGGUCACCAAGCUCGGAGCCUGGGAGACUAAAAGAAACCUUGUCUGUGAGAGAACUAACAAGAGCAUUUCAAACAGGCCAAGACCCCUCAAAAAGAAAAUCUGGGCUCAAAACAGAAUGCACAAUAGUGAGUAAACCAGAGGGUAUCCUCACAAAGUCACAAAGUCUUCCCCAAGCACCCUCACAUGAAGAAGUGUCUCUUGAUGUUUUAAAGUCUGAAGAUCAACAUGAAGAAAAAGAAGUCCAAAUUAGUCCACACGUAAAAUACUCAGAAGACACUGAAGAAGAUAUGAGUCAAAAGAGUCAUCAGCAUCCACAGGAAAAGAGUGGUAAGGCUUUGGUUUCUGGAAUAGUGUCAGCAGGUCAUUUUUAUCACUCAAACAUGACAACAGCAAUUUCUCAAAAUUUGUCAGAACAGUGCAGAGAUCUACUGCCUGAAAAUGGUACAGAGAACUGUGCAUUUGAUGACAGAUUUGACAGAGUUAGACAUGAAGCAUUGAUUGACUCACCCAAUGCCAGCAUAACUGACGUGGAAGGUCCAUUGAGUUCUGAGGAAAAUUGCAAACAGGAGGACAUGGCUGCGACUCCAGAAACAAGCCCUGGGAGCCUCUCAUUAUCACCGAAAAAAACAGCUCAGCCUUUACUUGCAAAGACCUCAAAACCAGUAGCAGUCACCCCUAAAGCCAAGACAAGUAAAGUAUCGGUUUCUUUUUCUACUGAGAUGAAGACAACUAAUGAUCAGGCAUCUGAUGUUACAGUUCAUCAUAAAUUGUUGAGCAAAGCAGUGGAUGAACCAAUAAAAAGUGAGUCUAUGUCUAUUUCUCAUGGAAGCAGGGGGGUGAACUUUGAAAGUGAACAAACUUUUGUUGAUAAGGACAUUGUUUCUGUAUCAUCCAAACCAUCUAAAUCUCAAAAACUGACAAAAAGAACAUCUGAAACACUAGAGUGUUUUUUGAGUGAUGAGGAAUCCUUUGAUGGUCAACCAAUACCAACCUCUGCUGACUCCCUGGCCUCAAGAGUAGCUACACAGGAUCAUGGUGGUUUAGUACUACCUCUUAGACACCAAGAUUCAGAGAACCUUAGUCCAGUAGCUGAUGACUCUUUUACUAUUAGCCACAAUGACUCUUUAGAGGGUAGUCCCUUGAUGGAAGAGAACUCUUCCCAUAAAACCCCAGACUCUAUUGAGCCUAGUCCAACAAAAGAAUCCCCAUGUCGUGACACUUUAGAAAGCAGCCCCAUAGAGAUGAAAACCAGCCUGGCUUUUCCACCUACAGUAGAACAACCCAGUGUGACCACAGGGCCUCUGACAACCUCCAACCCCCCUGAAAUCCCACCAGACAGUUUGUGUGGUAGAAUGCUCGAAGAACAGGAGGGUAAUGUUGACGAUGACAGUUGUGAGCAGACGUCCCUGAUGACGAGUUCGGGUAAGAGUCCUCUCUCACCUGACACACCAAGUUCUGUAGAGGUAAGUUAUGAGGUCAAUCCCAAAACCCCUGACCCCAUGAUCCUGAUAGUUCCCUUUAAACCAUCAGUAAUUCCAGAGGAGACAGUAGAAGAUGAUGAGUUCAAGUGUGGACUGACACAAAGGAAAAUUGCUCCAGAGGAAGAGAUGUUUAAAAUGGCUGCCAAAAUAAAAACAUUUGAUGAAAUGGAACAAGAUGCAAAAGACAAAAAGGACAAUAGAAAAGAUAGUGAAUUCUCUCAGACCUUGGUAUCAUCUGAUGCAGGAGAUGACAGUUUCAAACUAUUUGGGCUUGCAUCCAAACAUGAAACAUCCUCUGUGAAUGAUGUCGGGUUUAGUGAACUCAAAUAAGCCUCAGAGAUAGCACAGUCUGUUGAACCGAUCAUUAAAGUACAACCUCCCUCUCCUUUUCCAGCAGGUAUUCAUAAGAGCCCCCAAACACCUGAGGAAAUUCAACUAAUCAUGGCCCACAGUGCAACAUCUUCAGCUGAAUCAGCAAUGAGGAUACCUCAGUCUGUCUCAGAAAAGCACACCAUAAAACCACAACUUCAAGAAUCUCAUAGUGAGAAAUUUAAGGACAAAGGUUAUGUUGAUUCAGAGUUAGUACAGCUGAACAAAACUGCAUCUAACAGCAAACAUCUGGUUGCAAAUAUAACUGAUGAGCAAAAACAGCAAAACUUAAAAAGAUCAAAAGGAAUUCAAGAAAUGUACAGUCAUGAACAACAGAAGGAGGCAGCUAAUUGCCAAAAUGUUGACUGCAAACCAUAUGGUCAGGAAGAGUCUAAUGUAACGGAUGAGAUUAAAGGGGAUUUCAUGAGGCAUGCAGGGACAUCUUAUUUUGAUAUUUGUAGUGGCAGCUUUGAUACCGAUUCUAUUCCAAUUAUUAUUGGGCAAACAAAUGAAACGUUUAAACCAGAAAUAUGUAUUUAUGAUGACACAGAGGAAGAUGAUGCUGAGGAGGAACUUCCUAAGACUGAAUCUAGAGGAGUGACAGCAAAAGCAGAGAUAGAGACCUGGAAUUCAAUGCAAGAAGAAGAUGAUGCAUUUGUAGCAAGAGUCAAAGAAGAAGAGCAAAAGAUCUUGGGUCUGGCUGUAGAUCGGCAUUCCCAAGGGGCUACUCCAGACACAACACCAGCACUGACACCCACUGAGGAGGGUACACCAACAAGUGAACAAAAUCCUUUUCUUUUUCAAGAAGGAAAACUUUUUGAGAUGACAAGAAGUGGUGCGAUAGACAUGACAAAAAGGAGUUAUGAGGAGGAAGGUUUUGCAUUUUACCAAAUAGAGCAACCCAUUGUAGAAGUCAUAGCUGAAGAAGGAGGCAAUGAAGUUGUUAGAACAUCCAGUGAUGCUGAGAAUGAGAUUGGUUGUAACCCCUCUUUGCAAAUAAAAGCAGAGGCGGAUGAAGACCUCAUUAAAGAGGCUGCAGAUUUAUCUGUGCAUGCUCCUGCUAGUCAUAACCUGGCUACAGCUACAAAGUCAGAUUUUUCAGAGUCUAAAACCCCCACCAAAUUGGAUAUUUCUGCCUUAACCAAAACCUCAGAGAAGGACCAAACAAUGUUAGAGAUUAAAUCAGACAAAGUUAUGAGUAAGAAACAUUUUGUAUCAGAUCCUGGUUCCUCUGACAUUGACAUAGCCAAUGUCCAGACAGCAGUGUCUACAGUUACUAGAUCAGUUUGUUCCCAACAAGACCAAGAGUACUCAGAUUCCUCCCCAGAUGAUCAACACUCAGUAAUAGAACAAACCCAACCCCCUGAAAAAACAGAAUCCCACAGUAAACUUGUCUCUAAACAUUACACUGCAGCAUCUCUGUCAUCUAUGCAUAGAAAAUGUAUGUCCACCUCCAAAGAGGAAGAGAAACCAAAAUCCCGAAUUCCUGUUAAGGCCAGCUCCCUAAGGUCUGAAUGUGUAGAACUUGCCAAGGUCAAGAAGUCAAAGUUGCCCAUGAAACCUCAAUCAAGGAGAAAAUCUGAGAAAGACACAGGCCCAUCCAUAGCCUCCAGUUUAACAAAGUUUCCUAAAGCCAAGAGCUUCUGUGAAAGUAAUUCCACCAAAAAAACAGCCAAAAAGGACCAGAAUUGUCCAACAAGCACUGACCUAUCAAGCGCAACUAAGACACUUCCUUCAAGAUUACCAAUUAGGGGAAAGCCUGCUCAACCAGUUCAAACUUUCACACCAACAAAACAAAAAAAGGUCCAACAAACUGACACAAACAAACAGUCCAUUCCAUUUUUUAAAGAGAUUAGUCAUAAGGCAGAUAAGGUAGUGGAUAGAUUAGCUCAGGCAGAGAAAGACAAACAGGAGGCUGUUGCCUUAUCUGACAAUGAAAGCAGCAUCAUCAAUGCCUCAAUAAUAGAGAGUGAACCUUUCACUUACAUCCAAGUGCCUUUCCCUGAGGAUUCCUUGGUUAUUAGGCCCAGAUGGGCCAACCCUGUUGAGACGCAGAUGGAACGAAUCCCUGCUGAUAGAAUCCAAAGUCAAGUAGAUCGACAGGAUGAGGCUGACAGGAAAGAGGAACGCAUGUCUAUAAUAGCAGACCACCUUGGUUUCAGCUGGUCAGAAUUGGCUCGAGAGCUUGAACUCAGUGAGGUACAGAUCAAUCAUAUAAGAAAUGAGAAUCCAAAUUCUCGUCAAGACCAAAGCCAUGCCCUCAUAAGGCUAUGGAAAGGAAAGGAGGGCAAAAAUACUACAGAGAACACUUUGAUGAGGACACUUACAAAAAUAAAUCAUAUGGACAUUGUUCAUCUCAUCGAAACAAAAAUAAUCCAGUCCAGUCAAGACCAGUCAUCACACACCUAUGCAAAAAUUGAGCAAACUGUAUCAUUGGAUCAUCGUGAAGGGUUUUCAGCCUUACAGGAGGACAUGGACAGCCCCAGGCCAGGUUGGCGAGCAGAAGUCACACAAAAAGGAUUAGAACUUGGACCUCUGGUGGGAUCUGUCGAGGAUCUCUCCUGCAAUGUAUCUUCCUUUGAUGAUUCCAAGGAAGAGAGGUUGCUGAAAGACAAAGAGAUGGAUUCAGAGGUGUUCGGGGCCUCUGCACAUAGUUCUUUUGAUAUGGUUGGACUAAGGCAACAAUUCCCAGGCACUAUCAAAAAAAUCCUCACCCCCUGCAUCAAUAGUGUCAGACACAGAUAUACAGAACAGUUUAUCUGA